Molecule: messenger RNA, 2529 nt
Organism: Coniosporium apollinis CBS 100218
Lineage: Eukaryota; Fungi; Ascomycota; Dothideomycetes
Exons: 3
Coding region: 1-2529 (842 amino acids)
Biological process (GO): ERAD pathway
Cellular component (GO): endoplasmic reticulum membrane
Molecular function (GO): protein binding
Source: RefSeq, a predicted model, not a curated record
AUGAGGUUAUUGCUGCGGCGGCUGUUGCCGCUGCUUUUCUUUGUAAAUGCCCUCCUUCCCACACCGGCGUCCGGCCAAGCUGGCGACGUCCAUGAAGCAUACGACAUCCUCCGCGGACUCAGCGGCUCGACGAGAACAAGCUUCAAGAAGCCAUCCGGCAUCCUCGGGCACUCGGUCUACUACGCCAAAGAGCUCUUCUUCCUCCUGUUCAUGAAUGCGCCGCCGCAGGAUGACCUCCUCAUCUCGAACCCCCAGAAGAAACCCGGGCAGCCACUUCAGAGAGCCGUGAAGCUCCUGGAGGGCGCAGCGGGGAACAACGAUACGGAUGCGAUAUGGCUGCUUGCAGAGAUGAACUUCUAUGGAAACUUUACGCAUCCCCGCAACUAUGCGGAGGCCUUGCGGAGAUACCAGCAGCUCGCGCAGUUGGACGGGAACAGCUCGGCGCAGCAUAUGGUUGGCUUCAUGUACGCGACCGGUAUAGGUGGGGCGGUGAAGCAAGAUCAGGCCAAGGCGAUGCUCUACCAUACCUUUGCGGCAGAGGCGGGCGAUGCCAGGUCGCAGAUGACGAUGGGGUACAGACAUCAUAUUGGGAUCGCGACGCCGAGGAACUGUGAAGAAGCUGUCUACCACUACAAGAAAGUUGCGGACAAGGCGAUUGCAUUUCAGAGAUCGGGUCCGCCGGGCGGGCACAUGAUGAUCAAGGAAUCGUACAGAUACGCGGACGAACUGGGCGGCGUCUACGGCGAAGGCGCCAGUAUCAGCAGCUCCGGCCCCAACGCAAAAAGGGGCGGCGCAACCUCAGACGCCCACGCAGCCUUCGACGACAUCCUCGAAUACCUAGACCUGAUGUCCCGAAAAGGCGACCUCAAAGCCACCUUCAGCCUCGGCAAGCUCUACUACGACGGCUCCCGCCAGCUCAAGCGGGACCUGCGGGCCGCGAAAUCCCACUUCCUCGACGUCGCCCGCGCCUACUGGGCUAAAGACGGCAAAAUCAAAAACGACCCACCCCCGGGCACCGAAAAGCUCGCCUCCAAAGCCGCCGGCUACCUCGGCCGUAUGUUCCUGCGCGGCGAAGGCAUAGAGCCCUCCUACGCAAUCGCAGCGACUUGGUUCAGGCGUGGCAUCUCCAACGGCGACGCCUUAUGCCAAUACUCCAUGGGGCUCAUGCACCUGCACGGCCUUGGUGUUCCCCGGGAUCCCCUCAAAGCAGCCGAGUACUUCGCCCCUGCCGCAGACCAGGAUCUCGCAUCCGCGCAGGUCCAGCUGGGGAAGCUGUUUCUCGACCAGGGGGAUGUGAGGACUGCGACGCAGUAUUUCGAGCUCGCGGCGCGGAACGGACACAUCGAGGCGUUCUACUACCUCGCCGAACUGAACAACCAGGGGGUUGGCCGCGAGCGCUCGUGCAGCGUCGCGGCCGUGUAUUACAAGAUUGUUGCCGAGAAAGCAGAGGGGGUAUUCGCCGCCUUCGCGGACGCCAACGCCGCAUAUGACGCCGGGGAUCUUGAGACGGCCCUCGUGGCCAACAUGAUGGCUGCGGAGCAGGGCUUCGAAGCCGGCCAAUCCAACGUCGCGUACCUCCUCGAAAGCGCCCAACCGCGCUUCUCAGAGAAACUCCGCGCCAUGCUGCCCUUCGCAAGGCGCAAAGCCUCGACCCUCGCCACCGACGCCGCCCUCGCACUCGUCUACUGGACCCGCGCCGCCAAGCAGUCGAACAUCGACGCCAUGGUCAAGAUGGGGGAUUACUACCUCCUCGGGCUCGGGACAUCCUACCCUGACCAAGAGAAGGCGGCCGCGUGCUACCAGGCCGCCGCCGAGACGAUGCAGAGCGCGCAGGCGCUGUGGAAUCUCGGCUGGAUGCACGAGAACGGAGUCGGUGUUGAGCAGGACUUUCAUCUCGCGAAGCGGUUCUACGACCAGGCGUAUGAGACGAACGAGGAAGCGUAUUUGCCGGUCCAGCUGAGCCUGUGGAAACUUAGGGCGCGCAGUUGGUGGAACGGGGUCAGUGGGGGCAAAGUCAAGGGGAUUGUGGAGGAGCCGAAUGAGAAAAAGUCCCGCACCAUCACCCAAUGGAUCGCCGACUUCCUCGCCGCAGACGCCGCCGCCGCCGCCUACGAAGACAUCGACCACGAGCCUGACGACUGGGACGACGGCUCGGCGGGCGACAUGCCCGGCGGCGACGACGGCUUCUACGACGAGAUCGACGAGGGGAUUCUCGAGAGCUUGGUUAUUAUUGGCUUGGCGGCUGCGCUUGCGGGGCUGGUGUAUUGGCGGCAGCAGAUGCAGUUGAGGCGGAGGCAGGCGCUGGCGGCGCAGGAUCAGGCUCAGGCUCAGGCUCAGGCUGAGGGGCAGGGGCAGGGGCAGGGGCAGAACCAGGCGCAAGAUCAAGGUCAGAUCGAUGCAGAGCUGGACGCGGUGAUGGCGGAGGCGGAAGAGUUGCUGCGGGAGGGCCAGGCGGAUGAAGCCGGCCUGUUUCCCGAACCGGGGGAUCCGGCGUGGAACGAUUGGGUUGUGGGUGGGAUAGGGCAUUGA